Messenger RNA from Lactuca virosa, 1059 nucleotides. Lineage: Eukaryota; Viridiplantae; Streptophyta; Magnoliopsida; Asterales; Asteraceae. The record is from the annotation of a GenBank genome assembly.
AUGGAAGUUCUUGAAAGGUUUCUGUUCGUUCUUCUAUUGUUCAUAGCUUUGGAAAUAUCAGAAUGUGGUGUUAUUGGCGGAGGUGGAAGAAGACAACCGUCAGAGUAUUGGAAGUACGGCGGAGCAGCAGUGGCAGAUUAUCAGACGAUCACUGUGGACCAGUCUGGCCGGGGAAACUACACCACCAUUCAGUCAGCCAUUGAUGCUGUUCCUUCUGAUAACAUGCAGUGGAUUUGUGUUUAUGUGAAGACUGGCACAUACAAUGAACAAAUUAAAAUCCCUAACGAUAAACCCAAGAUUUAUCUAAAAGGAGAUGGUAAAAGAAAAACCUUCGUUGUAUGGAGCUCCCAUGACUCCAUUGAAACCGAUGCCACUUUUACUUCUGAAGCGGAUGAGAUCGUCGUUAAGAGCAUAACGUUCAUCAAUUCUUACAAUUACCCUUUGGGAAGCAACGGCAACCCAAUAGUUCCGGCACUGGCGGCUAAAAUCUCCGGCGACAAAUCGGCAUUUUACCGAUGUGGUUUUAUGGGUGUUCAAGACACAUUGUGGGAUGUUUCCGGUAGACAUUACUACAAAUUAUGUUCCAUACGUGGUGCAGUUGACUUCAUCAUGGGCUCCGGUCAGUCUAUAUACGAGAGGUGUACACUGUCGGUGAUUGCGGGGUUCUUAAGUCCUCAACCAGGGUUUAUCACCGCCCAAUCAAGAGAAGAUGCAAGUGAGACCAACGGCUUCGUCUUCAAAGACUGCAAUGUGGUCGGAAAUGGCACGGCGUACUUGGGAAGGCCAUGGCGAGGCUUUGCUCGAGUUCUUUUCUACAACUCCACGCUCUCAGACAUCGUUGUUCCCCAAGGGUGGUUAUCCGUCGACUUUCUUGGCGCUACAGUGAAUGAUUUGGUGUUUGCGGAGGAGGAAUGUCGGGGAGGAGGAGCGGAUAUGUCGGGAAGAGCAGGGUGGGAGAGGCGGCUGAGCAAGGAGGAGGUUUCCAGGUUGACAAGCAUAUCUUAUAUUGAUCAAGAAGGUUGGAUUAGGAAUCUAGCUUUUAAUAUGUUGACUUCAUGA